UAUUUCCAAGCUUGGCUUAAACCAGAGACUCGUUUAAAUAUGAAUGUUUACAUUUUCAAUGUUACCAAUGCUGACCAAUUUGUGGAAGAUUGUACCGAUUUCAACUUGACCGAAAAAGGUCCUUUUUCGUACAAAAUGUUUAGUGGUCGCAAAAUACUUCGCAGUCCUGAGGAUGAAGAAAAUGCAACGCUGACUUAUUAUGAUUUUAAAAAUUUUCAACUCAAUGUGAAUGGAACUCAUGGCAAUUUAAACGAUCCAUUUGUCACAAUUGAUGUACCGACAUUGGUUUUAAAUCAAUACUUGAAAGAUAAUAUUAAUGAUACUUGGAUUGAUGCUUUGGUUAAAUUUAUAUUAACACUUAAUGGGCAAUCUUUGUUUCAAAAAAUUUCAGCCGAUGAGCUAUUAUUCAAAGGUAAACGAAUCUCUAUCCUGGACACAUUGAAAUCAGGUUGGGAACUUUUGCAUCCAAAUCAACCAUUUCCUAACGUUGGUUUGAAGGACAAUACAUUUUCUUUGUUUAAAUCUCACAAUGUCACAUACUUUGGUCCAUUUGAAAUUUACGCAAAUGGAGCCAAAAUGGGACACUUCAAAUCUUGGCAUGGUCUAUUAUCGCUGGACAGAUGGUUUGGAGAGGAAUGCAAUAAGAUCCGUGGAACUGAUGGCACCUUUUUUCCUCCCUUUGUUGAUAAAACUCGCAAAUUAUACGUUUUUGUGCCCAAUUUCUGCAGAUCAAUAUAUUUCAUCUUUGAGAAAGAGGUUUUUCUCAAAGGAAUCAAGCUUUACCGUUUUAUUUUGGAUCCUGAUAUUUUUGUCUCCAAAUUGAAGAAACCAUCAAAUAAAUGUUUUUGUUCACCACGGAAUAAUUCAACUUGCUCAAUUGAUGGUGUAACUGAUCUUAAUCCAUGCUUACGUGCUCCAAUUUGGUUAUCUCUGCCUCAUUUUUUAAAUGCUAAACCAGAUAUUAGGAUCAAAACUGCAGGGUUAUCGCCCAAUUCAAGUAAACAUGCCACAUUCCUAGAUAUUGAACCUACUUUAGGUCUUCCUCUUCGAGCACGGAUAAGAUUUCAAGCCAACGUAGAAAUUAAAAAACAAAAAUUUUACACUGGUGAUGAUAUAAAAUGUGAUAAAAUUUUACCUUUGAUAUGGUUUGAAUAUUCUGGAGAAAUCAGUACAAGAGAUGCUGCAGUUUUGCGGGAAAAUGUUGUUAAGGUUAUCGACCAUGCGACUCUUUACAAGCCAAUUUAUUUGAUCUCUGGCUUCAUGUUUGCUAUCGUCGCAGUUGCACUUGGAUAUUUCAAGUACCAUCAGAUUUGUCCUACUAACUGCAGCGCCCGAUUCAGGAAAUUCAUCAGCAGAUUCCGAGGUAAAAUUGACAAGCCAAUUUUCAAAAAAUCUAAGGAAUCUAACCAGAUUUUAUGAGCAAUGUAAGCAAUCUCUGUUGAAAUACACCAGAAGAACUUGAUCCUGUCGUUCAAAAAUGUAAAUAUUGUUGAAAAGUUUGAACAUCACGUAAAAAUUCCUUGUUAUAACACCAACAUGUAAAAAUAGCCACCAGAAACUUAUUCUUCCUAUGUUGUAAGUAAAGACUUGAGUGAACUUGAAAAGAUUUGCAAGAGCUGGAACGCACUGGAAACCUGUCUGUUGUAAAAAAACAAAUGUUGAAGGUUGAAUUUGUACAUUUAACAUUCUUUCAUUAAUGAGAGAAUUAUAAAUCCCCAUAAAAAUUAAAUCGUUAAAUUAAGAAUA
Tetranychus urticae (two-spotted spider mite) is the source of this 1746-nucleotide messenger RNA. Its product is annotated as platelet glycoprotein 4. Gene Ontology annotation, molecular function: scavenger receptor activity. The record is from RefSeq and is a predicted model, not a curated record. NCBI's taxonomy places the organism in Eukaryota, Metazoa, Arthropoda, Arachnida, Trombidiformes, Tetranychidae. Gene Ontology annotation, cellular component: cytoplasm; membrane.